Molecule: messenger RNA, 1359 nt
Organism: Saccostrea cuccullata (small rock oyster)
Lineage: Eukaryota; Metazoa; Mollusca; Bivalvia; Ostreida; Ostreidae
Product: replication factor C subunit 3-like
Exons: 7
Coding region: 78-1142 (354 amino acids)
Biological process (GO): DNA repair; DNA-templated DNA replication
Cellular component (GO): nucleus; DNA replication factor C complex
Molecular function (GO): DNA binding; ATP hydrolysis activity; DNA clamp loader activity
Source: RefSeq, a predicted model, not a curated record
GCACCUGUUACAAGCGUUUAGCUGACGUCGAUUUUGCCGGGAAGUUUGGGGUGUAGUUUUUUGUCUAAACAGAGAAAAUGAGUUUGUGGGUUGACAAACACCGACCGUCGUCUCUGAAUAAGCUAGAUUAUCACAAAGACCAAGCUACUCUUCUUAAGAAACUUGUGCAUGGAGGAGAUUUUCCACAUCUGCUUGUCUAUGGGCCAUCAGGGGCAGGAAAAAAGACUCGCAUCAUGUGUCUAUUGAGGGAGUUGUAUGGAUCAGGAGUAGAAAAACUACGUAUAGAGCAGCACAAUUUUACCACCCCAUCCAAUAAAAAGAUUGAAAUCUCAACCAUAUCCAGCAAUUAUCAUAUUGAGGUCAAUCCAAGUGAUGUUGGAAUACAAGACAGAGUUGUUAUCCAGGAACUAAUCAAAACUGUAGCACAAACAAACAACUUGGAUUCCUCACAGAGAGACUUCAAAGUCGUCGUACUGACGGAGGUAGACAAGUUGACAAAGGAUGCUCAGCACGCUCUCCGUCGUACGAUGGAGAAGUACAUGGCGACGUGCCGACUGAUUCUCUGCUGUGUUUCUACGAGUAAAGUGAUUCCAGCCAUCCGCAGCAGAUGUCUGGGAGUCAGGGUCGCAGCUCCGACCCUUGAAGAAAUAACAAACAUUCUCCAAACAGUUUGCAAGAAAGAGGGUUGUCCGAUACCUAUAGAAUUAGCUAGGAGAGUAGCUGAGAAAAGCAAACGAAACCUCAGGAGAGCAUUACUGAUGGCAGAAGCAUGCAAAGUUCAGCAGACUCCAUUAAAAGCAGACCAAGAGGUAUCAGAACCCGACUGGGAGGUGUAUCUAAGGGAAACAGCCAAUAUGAUAAUUCAACAGCAAUCUCCACGGCGAUUGCUGGAGGUCAGGGGUCGUCUCUAUGAACUUCUGACUCACUGCAUACCAGCAGACAUCAUUAUGAAGGGAUUGUUACAAGAAUUGAUUAAUAACUGUGAUGGGGAGCUGAAAACAGAGGUGGUGCAAUCUGCUGCAUUUUUCCAACAUCGACUCCAGCUCGGACAGAAGGCGAUAUAUCAUCUGGAAGCCUUUGUAGCCAAGUUCAUGGCCAUCUACAAACGAUUCAUGGAGGAAAACAUUGCAGAUCUCUUCUAACAAAUCUAAUGACUAAGGAAAAACAUUGCAGAUUUUUUAAACAAAUCAUAUGACUUUGCCAAUGUCAGUAGACAUUAAAAGUGCCGAUUAAGUAGAGUAUGUGAAAGAAAAGAAAAUUUCAGAUUGAAUAUUUUUGCAUUGAUCAAAAACACAUGAAUUCCUGUGUUUGUCAUGUUCCUGGAAAACAACUCAGAGAAAUAAAUUAUGCAGAAAUGUA